Clarias gariepinus (North African catfish) is the source of this 3174-nucleotide messenger RNA. It is a transcript of the gene dnajc18, whose product is annotated as DnaJ (Hsp40) homolog, subfamily C, member 18. The record is from RefSeq and is a predicted model, not a curated record. Gene Ontology annotation, molecular function: Hsp70 protein binding. Lineage: Eukaryota; Metazoa; Chordata; Actinopteri; Siluriformes; Clariidae. Gene Ontology annotation, biological process: cellular response to misfolded protein. The coding region runs from base 710 to 1936 and encodes 408 amino acids. Gene Ontology annotation, cellular component: endoplasmic reticulum membrane. The transcript is spliced from 8 exons.
GUUUUGGUCGACUCCAACAAAGAAAAUUAACAAUAAAAAAACAACAUCCAAACAAUCUUAGACACACAAACCAUGUGCAUUCUGAGAGCUAGUAAGAGUGCCCCAUAUGUAGAAAUUGACUUCAUGACCUCGGGUAACAAUUUGCGUUACCACGCAACGCAAAGGAAGUGACGUCAUACGCUAAAACAUCCUAUUGGUCUUUACGGUGCUUCCAUUUUUUCCGGUUAGCAAUGGCGGUUGCUAGCUACCGCUAUUUAAGACACUUCAUAGUCUCGCUUAAAAGACGGUAAUAUUUGGAGAGAAAUAAGCAAGAUGUAAAAUAGAGGGUUUUUUUAGAUUAUUUUUAUUCGUAGAAGAUUACGUAACAAUACGUGGAGUGAAAUGCGUGACAGUGUCAGCAAUUUAAACGGUUGUAAUGUUUCCGAAAUUCGGAAACUAGCCUCUUGCUAGCUAGCUGAUAUUAGCCUGUAAGCUAUUCGGCUUCUCCGCGCAGCAUUUCUUUGCUUACAUCCACCCGCGUUAGUACAUAUCACUUAACGUACAACUUUAUUAACGUUAACUUGGUUUAGGGGGAAUAACAUUUCCCUAAGUUUCAGUGAUAUUAUAAUUCGAGCUAGUUUUCUUCACCCUGUCAUUGCUGCUGUCAUCCGGGUGUCCGUGUUACAGAGCAGCAAGCUGAGCAGCAGCGUUAUCUGAAGCCGCUAUAGAGAUGCCUGGGUUUUCAUCUGAUAAAGAGGAGUCGGAUAGACUGAUAGAGAAAGCAAAGCUAUGUCUAAGAUCAGGGCAGAGGGAGAAAGCCUUGCAGAUGUUAUACGAAGCACAGAAAAUAUACCCCAGCACCCGAGCCCGAGUCCUCAUCGAUGCUAUCGUGAAGAAUGGCAGUGCAGCCGCCCCAGAAUUCGAGCGUACGUAUACACCACCACCUGGGUGGAGGAACACAGACGAGGACAUCCCUGGGCGGCGGCAGCAGCAGCGUUACAGUGCAAGUGACACUGAUGAGACACCCCGAGAUGACAAAAAGAGCUAUACUGAAGAGCAGAGACAGGGUGUCCUAAGGAUACAGAGAUGUAAGGAUUUCUAUGAGAUUCUGGGUGUGCCGAAGGAUGCCAGUGAGGAAGAUCUAAAAAAGGCGUACCGCAAGCUCGCACUACGCUUUCACCCGGACAAGAAUUGUGCUCCUGGAGCCACUGAUGCUUUUAAAGCCAUCGGUAAUGCUUAUGCUGUACUGAGUAACCCAGAGAAGAGGCAGCAGUAUGAUCAGUAUGGAGACCAGGGUGCUGCAGAGACAGCUAGUCAAUCUUCAGCCCAGCCUCGCUAUACUCACGCACACCACCGAACCUUCCACAGGGACUUUGAGGCCGACAUCUCACCAGAAGAGCUCUUUAACAUCUUCUUUGGUGGCAGGUUUCCAACAGGCAACAUUCAUGUGUACACAAACAGAGGAGCUUCCUAUUCUCAUUUCUACCAGCCACGCAGACGCCGUACAUAUGAAAGGCGGGAGGAGGAAGUACAGGAAAACCGGAGUCAGAAUACAUUCACAGUCUUCCUCCAGCUUCUGCCUGUCCUGGUGCUUAUCCUCAUCUCUGUAAUAACCCAGCUGAUGGCUACUAACCCUCCUUACAGCCUUUUCUACAAACCGUCUAUGGGACUGGUGGUGUCCCGGGAGACGCAGCAUUUGGGCGUACAGUAUUAUGUGGAUAAGAGCUUUGAGAAAGAAUAUCAUGGAGCGGCUUUGGAUGAGCUGGAGAAGACCAUCGAGAGUGAUUACAUAGACCAUCUACAGAGCAACUGCUGGAAGGAAAAACAACAGAAGUUAGACCUGGCUAACCUGGGUCAGCUUUAUCGCGAUGAGCGGUUGAAGCAGAAAGCCGAGACCAUGAAGUUAGACCACUGCGAGAAGCUGCGCCGCUUUGCUGGCCGCCAACGGGGCAACUGAAAGUGGACUUCAAUCUUUUGUCAAACAACAUGGUCUUACCCAGACAUAAAAGGUUUUAGUGUCAGUGAUUAAUCUGUGCAUUGAUUAAUCACUUUAUUUAGAGAGAGAUAGUUUAUUGGAAAUGCGGUGCCUUUUGGUCCUGCACCAGCAUGCCGAAAUGCAUUGGAGCUGCUGGAAGUAACCAAUUCUGUCAGCUUUUCAUGACAAUGAAAGAUGGCCUCAUCGCAGGGGGCGUUUUUGUGUUUGUUUGUGCAAGAGCUGGGUUUUACUUCCUUAAAUUAAGGAGUUUAGGCUCUAGGUGCACUUAGACUUAGAUAUGUCUAUACACACUGUUAUUUAAUUUAAUAUGCCUGAGUUUACUAGUAUAGUACAUAAUCACUAAAAACAGUGUUUAAUUUAUUUAACUUAUUUGUUUUAUUUAUGUUUCUUUUUAAGUGCACUGAAUUACAUUUAAUUGGAGAUCAUCAAACUAAAGACAUUUAAGAUGAACACUGGAUUUUUUUUUUCAUGCUGACUAUAAAAUACACAGCCACAAACCACUGGUUUUAAAGGCUCUCCAAGAUUAGAGUGAGACUUCCACAUGAAGGUGAAAUUGCUUUGUUGGAUUUACUUUCCUAAGCAAUGUAUUAAUUUAGCUUAUUACUUGGUGUCACAGGGCAUUCAAAUUUAAUAGUUUUUUUUUUUUUGCUAUGAAUAGAGAAAAAAAGACAUUAUGCUCUGAAAAGCUUACACCAAAAGCCAUUACAUUAGUCAAUAAAAAAAAAAUCUAUAUUACCAAUUUUUUGAGGCCAUAUACCCCACCCCCACCCAUCUUUGUGCAUGCAAUCCAAAUGGAGUUUUAUUUUGCUUUGUGUUUUAAGGUUUUAAUUUGGACCUCAUGCUUUUAACUUUAUUUAGCUGCACACUUACUGUUAAAGACAUGUUAAUAUGUUGUACCUCAUAUUAAGUCAACACUAAUUAAAAAAAUUCUUAAUGUGAAAACCUUUUUAACCCAGCAGAGUAGGGCCUAAAAGCUAUACUAAAUGCUUUAACAGUGCAAAACACAAUUUAUGACUUAAGGAAAUGAACUGAGUGUUAUUGGUAAUGGAGAAGUUAUAUCAGUGAUAUCAGUAUUUAGCCAAACCAGUGUGUUUGGUUGGUUGGUGCUGAAUGAGAUGUUCUGAUUAAAUAAAAUAAUAAACAUUUUCCUUUUCUCAUAAUUACUAUAAUAAAGUACCACAUGGUUCUUCUAAAACAAA